This is a messenger RNA of Ruditapes philippinarum (Manila clam), 6802 nucleotides long. Its product is annotated as innexin unc-9-like. The record is from RefSeq and is a predicted model, not a curated record. NCBI's taxonomy places the organism in Eukaryota, Metazoa, Mollusca, Bivalvia, Venerida, Veneridae. Bases 484 to 1707 code for a protein of 407 amino acids. The transcript has 6 exons.
UUCAUUUAAGCGUUACUGUUUGCCGAUCCUGUUUUACCUGCAUUCACUCAUUAUGAUUAAGAAAAGUGUUUGUUAGCAACAGUAAAAAGUGUGCAUGAAUGCAAAUGCUGGAAACCAACAAUGAUCCGACAGAAUGUUAGUUAGUUAAUUACUGCGGAAUUAAACACACAGCAAAACUUUAACGAAUAUAAUACAUAUAUCAUACCUGAAAUAUCUUAUGUAACUUUCAAUAUUUGUAGCUCCGUAGGUAACAAAACGGUUAUUGCACUUAUUGUUUUAUUAAAUAACAGUAAGGAAUUUAACGAAUACAUUUUUUCAAAUUUUGGAUGUUUGAUAUUCAUGGAUAAUAUCUUAAUAAAUUAUGGAAUUUACACAAACAUGUUAUAGUUAAAGGACUUAUCGAUGUGGAUCUACAUAGAACAAAAGGUAACAAUUAUCGGAUGCCAGAUUUAGAUCUGGUCGGCGGUAACUCGGAUCGCAAAGAUGAUGGACAGUAUUAUUGGGUCUGUAGGACGGGUAGCUAACGUCAAAGUCCGUAAUGAUGACGAUCUUGUAGACCGUUUGAAUCAUCUUUACACGACAGGUGUCCUUAUCAUCUUCACAGUCGUCGUCAGUGCUAGACAAUACGUCGGCGAUCCUAUAAGAUGCUGGUGUCCGGCCGAGUUUCCGGGAACACAUGUGGACUAUGCGAACAACAUAUGCUGGAUCUCAAACACAUACUAUGUACAUAUAGAGGACCCUAUUCCUUUAAAUGUUCACGAAAAAGAAGGAAAAGAACUGAACUAUUAUCAAUGGAUACCUGUGAUGUUACUUGUACAAGCACUUCUUUUUUACUUGCCGUGCAUAAUUUGGAGGUUGUUGAAUGGACAGUCCGGAAUAAACGUUGACAGAAUUGUCUCCCUUGCUAGCGAUGCACAGUAUGAAUCUCCGGAAAAUAGAAUCCGGACUAUUAAGUAUGUGGUGCGGCAUUUAGACCGCUGCUUAGACAAUCAAAGAGAAAGUAGAUCCACGUGUUGUGUAUCCCUUCGCCAUUUUCUUUCUGCAAAGUUAUCCAUAUUAUGUGGAAAGAGAUAUGGGAACUAUUUAGUCGGAGUAUAUUUUCUUACCAAAAUAUUGUAUAUAUCAAAUGCCAUAGGCCAGUUAUUUUUGCUCAAUGAAUUUUUAGGCCAAGAAUUUAAUUUAUUUGGAUUUCAAGUACUGGAAGACUUGAUAAAUGGGAAGGAAGACUGGACAGCAAGUCAUAGAUUUCCACGUGUGACACUCUGUGAUUUUCAAAUCAGGCAGUUCAACAAUCUACAUAGAUAUACCGUACAAUGUGUUCUUCCUAUAAACUUGUUCUCAGAAAAGAUAUACAUUUUUCUAUGGUUUUGGUUUGUCUUCUGUUCCAUAAUGUCGUGUUACAGUCUAGCCAAUUGGAUUUGGUACACUGUCUUUCCAACUGCCCGGAUGCAAUAUGUGCGCAAAUUCCUGCGCGUUAUGGACCGUAUAGGAUCCGGUCCGGAAAAGAAACUUGCCAAUAGAUUCACAAUGGAAUAUCUGAGACACGAUGGUGUUUUUACUUUAAGACUUGUUGGUAAAAAUUCUAGUGACAUAGUCGUAGCAGAAAUUUUAGCAGGAUUAUGGGAUAUGUAUAGAACUAAAAAGGCUGCGCAGAUAAGAAAUAACUCUCUAGGAAAUGAGUUUGACGAGGCUGCAGAGGACGUCUGACUAUAGGAAAUCAGCUUCCAGUACGACAUCUUCUUCCGGUUAGUUACUUCCGGUUGAUUGCAAAAUUCCAGAGGUUCGGAUGGAACAGCGUGAAGAAUACAUGACAGACACACAAGUUAUCGGAAGACUAAAGUAUGACUGACCUUUUUCUCUGAGUUCUUGUAUUUAUUACUAAGUCAGAGUCAUAUGGUGUCCAUCUCGCAGAAAUAACAUGCCUUACAGACAGAGUAUUGAGCUGUGUGUGAAUGAUAAAACAGAUCAGAGAUGUCUUACGGCAUAUCAAACAAAAGUUACUGAAGUCAAGGUUGAAUUAGUAUUACAUAUUGAAACAUCGAUAUAAAGCGCCCGAGUCCCAGCAUUCCUUAACAGAGGUUACUAGUAAUGAGAUCUGCCUGGCAUUUCCACCUUGACAGGCACUGAAGCAACCUAGUUACAAACUGGACUGUAGUCUCGGCCACAAAACUUAGAUUUUAUAAAUCUUGACGUUAUUAGCUGAUGCGAAGAAUGGUCAAGGUCUUUCAUUUACUUACUGUUUCAAUUUUCUAUUACCAAGCUAAAACGUAAGAUUAAAUAUCCAAACUUGUGUUGAAUGAAUAAAGAAAUUAGCAAGUUACACUUAUUUACAGAAAAUGUGUUAUGUUAUAACGGUAACUAGAAAACAUUUAGUUAAAAUUACAACAUAUACAAUGGUUCCCAUUUACAAUAUACGUUAUGGUUCCAGGCUUGACUUUUAUUUACGCUUCAAAAUCACUAAAGUGUUCUAAGACAAUGAAUUGUUCAGACCAAAUAUAUUUAUAAAUAUAAGUAUAGCGCAGAAAUCAAAAUUGUAACAAUAUGUUAACAUGUUUCAAUAUCACGUGACAUCAUUUAUUGAAAUAAUAUAAAAUCAGUUAUAAAAGUUAUCCAUUCAAUUUCACUUAUUAAUCUCUGUAAAUAAAAGUGCAUGUUUUGUAGAAUACCAUCAACUGUCAAAAACAUUUCACUCAUUUUGAGCCUAAUAUAUGUCUUUGUCCAGUUACGAAGUGAAAACGUUCAAAGUGUAAACACGUGUACGUCAGAUUUUAGCACGACUACGAGAUAAUUAACCAAGUGCACGUCAGAUUUUAGCACGUGCAUGUCAGUUCAAGCACAAACAAGGAGAAUAACAUUGCACCAUAUUUCUAUGCAAAACUUUAAUUACUGUAGAAUUACAUAUUGAUCAAAAUCUUAUAGUUAAACAAAACAAGAGGUGUACCUGUUUAUACAUAUUUUAUUGAUUUAUAAACACAUUAACAAUUUCCUAAUUAAAUAUGUUUAAGAUAAGCGCAACAAAUCAAGUACACAUAUCUUCCAGUUUUGUAGACUGUAUUCUAACAGAUACUUAUCUUUUUCCACAUUUACUUGAACAGAUGCGCCGUCAGUUCUCAUGUGUUGAUCUGAUUGCUACAAAUCUUGUUUGAUUUUUACACCAGUAUUUGUGAUAGAUUCAAGACAACUAUUCACUGUAUUAUUACACAAAUGAUCUUUGUUUUUAUAUUAACAGUCUAUUUGUAAGUACAAUGUUGAUUUUUAUGGGAGGAACUGUUGUGUAGGAAAAAGGCAGAUGACACCGACAAAAGAAAAGUGACGCUGAUUGGUCUUCGUCGGUUCCCUAUUACGUCAUUUUAAACAUAAUUAUAAUCACUUUAUAAGUUGUCACAUGCACUUUGCGACAAUUUCUUUGACACCUCUCAUUUGAAUAUCGGACGAGUCAUCACUUUUUUGCGUCGAAUCGUCGGAUAUUUCAAUUCAUGCAUCAUUUUAAGCCCAUAUAUUUAAUUCAAAAUUUAGAUGGUUAUUGUUUAUAAGGCAUAAAUUUACAGAACAUGUAUAUGUGUGGAGAUAAAACGCAGCAAAGCUGUUUACACACGAAACUCAAUAUGCCUUUCAUUACAUUUUAUCGAUUUAUCACAUAGCAUCAUUUUUUAAUUACCGUAGUUGAACUAUGCACAAAUUGUACACAUAUGCAUGUUUACACUAGAAAGAUAUGCAUAUAUCUAUAAAGUGCAUUCUACACAUUUAAUUACUUUGAAAUAGUUUUAGUUUUACAUCAUUUAUCUUUGACAACAUUUCCAGAAACAAAUUUUUCAAUUAGAGAGUCCUUUUUUGUCCGAUUAGACGUAGGAACUUAAAUUCUGGUAAGAAAUUAUAUAAAAAUAAUAAGACAUUUUUGUUUGUUUCUUUUUUUUUUUUUUUUUUUUUUUUUGUUCUUUUUUCCAUUAAAAUUUACAAUCAUUUAAGUAUAUAUUCAUAUUGUCUUAACGUAAGUGCAUAUGCCACUAUGUUCAUUAUACAAUGUGCCUAUAUCACACAACGGUGCCAAAAUCCAAAGGCUAAAUUAAUCAUUGUUUGUUUUAAGAAUGACGUGUUUUCGUUUGUUUGACAAUUGUUCUGUUUUGUUUGAAUUAAGAGUUUACAAUUUUAUGAUGUUUGAAACAUUAUAGAUGUCUAUAUUUUACUUAUAUAUUUUAAUGUAUUUGUUUUUGUCAUUUUAAACCUUGUUUGUUUUAUGAAUUUGUGAUUAGCAUUAUUAUAUUUUAGAAUUUUAAAACUUCACAUAGUGAUAUUAAACAUUUUAUUGAUCUUUUUAUUGUUGAGUGCGUUAACAUGAACAUUUUUUAUUCUAAAUUAAUACGCUUACUUUGACAAAUCUGAAUGGGGAAUUUUAACAAUCAAAUUUACAAAUUGGGAAAUUUAAUAGUUAAAUUGACAAAUUGGGGAAUUUUAAUAGUUAAAUUGACAAAGUGGAAAAAGUUAAUAGUUAAAUUGACAAAGUGGGGAAUUUUGAUAGUUAAAUUGACAAAAUGGGAAAUUUUAAUAGUCGAAUUGACAAAAUGGGGAAUUUUAAUUUUUAAAUUGACAAAAUGGGGAAUUUUAUAGCUAAAUUGACAAACAGGAGAAUUUCAAUAGUCAAAUUGACAAAGUGGGGAAUUUUGAUAGUUAAAUUGACAAAGCUAAGGGUAAUUUCAAACUUCAGAUUUGAUAUAUUAACAAAAAAUAGACUGUUCAACAGUGUUUUUUUAAACUAAUUGGGUUAUUUGGUAUGUCAUUCUGACUUUUUCACAUUUUACCUUUGCACGUUUGUUAUUUCGACACUCAUCAUUUUCGUGAACUUCAUGUUUGAUCUCGUGAAUUGUUAUUAGUAUUAACACUUACCUUUGAAUCCGACUGUAAAAUAUAUAUAUGAUUGCAUAAUCAUGUUGUUUUGUUAUUAUAAACGAUUUUGAUAGUGUUUUAUUAUAAAUAAAAUUACAAAAGUCAUAUAAGAAAAACUUCCCCAUAAGUGUCAAAUAUUCUUGGUUAAAACUUUAUAAUUUUUAUUGAACAAAUGGGUUAUUUACAAUUGAGUAAAAACUUAACAGACCAGAUUUAACUGAAACAACAGUGGAUAUUAUUAAUUCCUUAUUACCAGACUUUACACUUUAUACACGUGUUGUACAUGUUUGAAUCGUAAUACAUAAUGGAAUAAUUUCAUAGUUUUUUUUACAAGAAAUUUCUACAUUUUACUUUCCAGAGAGCGAAUAUCGAAUAUUAAGCAAACUUUCUCUUAAUGAUUAAAAUUUUACAUUAUUUAAAAAUCAAUUUUCAAACUCGUGUACGGUGUUUUCAUUUAAUGUACAUGUAUAUUACCAUCCGUAUGAAGGUAAACCAAGCCAAGUUCACUGAACUUCGAAAUUUGACAAAAUAAGCGUUAAAUUUCAAUUAUAGUUUAAACACUUUAUUGUUGUUGAAUUGAAUCCCAAUUAAGAUUAAAAUAUAUACAUAAUUGUGCAAUAUUACAAAAUGAACAUACCUAGCGAUGUGCAAUAUUUAAAACUUCCUUCCAUCUGGCCUAUACAGAUGAAAGUGUUUAUUUCCCAAACUUUUUAAUGGUCAUGUUUUAGUACUUUUAUGUACAUGUAUAUAGUAAAAACAUUUUCUUUUCUUUCUUAUUUUGUCUGACAUUUUCAAAUAUAAAAAAUAUAUUUAUUCUAACCGUUAUUUUUGUCUUUUACUAUUUGUCUUGUUACAAUUUGUAUUUACUCGGGUAGUGCAAUGUGUUAUUUGUUCUAGUUGCUAUGAAAACUCGCAGGGGACUUGUUAACAGAUUUUCAAAAUUUGGUCCAAGCUUAAAAGUUAUAAAUUUAUAAAACCUUGUAGACAAGGGUUGUUUUACUGUUGUUCUUAGCUUUACCUUUUAAUCGGAUAUUACAAGUCUAAAAUAGAUUUAACAUUGUUUCCGUUGCACGGACACUUAAAACUGAUGUAAAUAUUAAAUGAUAAUGUACUUAUUUAGAUUGAGUACCCCUUAUUUAAUAUGUUAUUCGUCAAAACCUUAACCUUGAAUAUUAUAGUACAGUUUGAUAAUAUGGAGCCGCCCACACCGCUUUGACCUAAAUAUAAGUUUUUAGAUAGGGUUGUAAUCGUCAAAGAGCAUAUUGAAAGAUCACAUAUGAUUUGUUUAUACAAAUGUAAUAUACAACAUGUACACAGAUAUGUUAUAUGUACUUCACCUACAAGUUUUACAUGUUAUUCUGUAUCAUAUUUUUCAGUAACAGUAUUCACAAUGCUCUAAGCACAUCCUGUUCAGAUACAUGAAGUUAGUAUUAUUUGUAUCACCAAAAUGUUUAUUAAAAAUUUUUUGUCUCUUUAUUGACGGAUAUUAUUUCACUUUUAGUUGAUGUUAAUAUUAUUUAUUUAUUUAUAACUUUUUUUUAAAUUCUAAAGAAGUCCCAUUUUUGUAUCGCUUAUUAGCUUACUUAUAUUUGAAAUUGUUCGCAAUUUGUUUAAUCUGUUUCUGCUAUGAUUUGUUUUAUUACUAUUACUGUUUGUCCCCCAAAUCCUUUUUCCCCCAUUUCACACAUAUAUGUCAGAUAUUUAUUCCAUUUUAAAAAACGAAAUGUGAUUUUGUGAAUGUGUUGCCUGUAUAAAAGAUGAUUUCACCAGAGUGUACAUCACUACACUUGUAUAUCAUUCAUAGUAUAUGCCAAAAAUCUGAAGUAUUUAUUUAUUGUUGUAUAUAAUUGUAUACAGUCUACCAUCACGAUUAUAUUACAAAUGUUGCCGAGUAAUGGAAUAAAAUGGGAUAUCAAUUACA